UGUUUACAGCUUAAACAGCUGCACCGGCGAGAGCCAGCAUUGACGUUCUUUUUGGUUUUGUUAAAAAUUACAGCCGUCAAAAAUGGCAAGUUCGGCUAAAAUGGGCAAGAAACCAAUUUCUCAGAUUGAGCUCCGGCGGAUCAUGAACGAGCAGAAGAAGAAACUGACGCAGACAGUCAAGAAAAUCGAGUCGCCCCUAGCUCGGUACACAGCCAAAGGUCAGCUGUGCUGCGUUUUGUGUGACGCGCCUGUGAAGAGUGAAGGCCUCUGGACGACCCAUUUGGCCAGCAAAGAGCACCUUGCCAAUAUCACAGCGGCCAAAAGAAAAAAGUCCGAGGCGGAAAAGAGGCCAGCGUCUUCAACCUUCGCCGCUCCCCCAGAAAAGAAGCCCAAGGGCAUCCUUGUUUCCGAAGCUGCCAAAAGCACAUCUGCGUCGAGUUCUCAUUCAGCCAUACCCGCUGACUUCUUUGACUCUGAACCAAAGAGGCCAAUCAAAGUUGAAAGUCAGGAAAAGAGGAAAUUUGAACCUCCGAAGCAAAUUAAAUACGAGAAGCCGAGAUCUGCACAGAAAGAAAAGCAAGAAACAUCUUCAUCAUCCAAAGAACAAAAUCCAGCAGAGCUACCUAAUGACGCCUCACUCCCGGAAGGAUUCUUUGAUGAUCCGAAACUUGACGCCAAGGUGCGAAAUGUCGAAUACAAAGAUCCUGUAGAGGAGGAGUGGGGAAAGUUCAUGAAAGCAAUGAAAGAUGAGACCGAGCAGUCGCAUCAAAUCAUCCAGGAAGAUCAAGAGGAGUCGACGGCUGAGCGGCAACUGGAGGAAAUUGAUGAGCAGAUGAGAAAUUGGUCCAGGGUACUAGACCUGGAAAAGAAAAAGGAAGAGGUUGAAAUAAAAACGGCUGCCGCAGAGAAUAUUAAGAAAGAGCUGGAAAGUGACUCUGACAGCGAGGUGGAAGAGGACUUUGACGAAUUUUUAGAUUGGAGAGCAAAACAUUCUUGAAGGUUUACUAGCAUUGAAAUUUAAAUGUUAUAUUUUCUAAUAAAUACUGCAUUUUCAUAUAAUAU
This is a messenger RNA of Neocloeon triangulifer, 1062 nucleotides long. Its product is annotated as zinc finger protein 830. Gene Ontology annotation, biological process: mitotic DNA replication checkpoint signaling; mitotic DNA damage checkpoint signaling; nuclear DNA replication. Gene Ontology annotation, molecular function: zinc ion binding; nucleic acid binding. The record is from RefSeq and is a predicted model, not a curated record. Bases 83 to 997 code for a protein of 304 amino acids. The transcript has 5 exons. NCBI's taxonomy places the organism in Eukaryota, Metazoa, Arthropoda, Insecta, Ephemeroptera, Baetidae. Gene Ontology annotation, cellular component: spliceosomal complex; nucleus.